AUGCCCCUCGGAUCGCUUGCGUCUUUGGCGGUGGCCACCAUCGCAGGGGCCGCCUGGCGAUUGGGCAACCUCUCGGUGGAGUCGCCGCUGGCCGCCGACUUCGGAGCUGUCGCUGCGGUCGCGAUCGCCAUGGUGCUCAGGGCGGGCCAGCGCGUGCUCGUGCAGUGGGAGCGUGGCAGGGCUCCUCAGGCGCGGCUGCUCAUCGCCCCCGCGAGCGCCGAGGAGUUCGAGCUCGACACCGAGGCCGUGCCGUACGGCGACCAGUGGAACCUGUCGCCCGCGUUCUUCCUCGAGUGCUUGGCGUUCGUGACGGGGAUCGGCGUCGACAGGAUGCUCCAGACGGCCCUCGAGCAUUCCGACGAGUGGGGGGAGCCCCCGAGGCCGAGGAUCACGGACAAGUACCUCGCUCAGAUCGUGGACUCCAACGCCAUGCUCUCUUUCACGAUCUCGGGGACAUCGCUCGACGCGAGGGUCCUCGGCAUCCGCGAGACGAACGAGCAGGGCCGCCACUUGAACUGGCGGGACGCUGUCAGCGAGUCUUCGGAGACGGACUUGCCGAAGUUCCUCAUUUCAGGCCCGCGGACCACGUUCUGGGUCUCGUGCUGCAUCCGCGACCACGACGUGGCCCCUCGGAGCCGGCACGCCAAGUGGAGGGCCGAGGUGGGCCUCACCGCAGGUGACCAGUCGGUCAUCGAUCGCGAGUUUUGUUGUCGGCUUCUCCAGCUUGCCGUGGUCUACGACCAGCUGAACAUCACAGAGUUAGCUUGCAUGGAACUCGUCUCACGGAAGUCGCAGAUGUGUGAAUACAGACAUCGCGACCGCGCCAUCGGCGCCACCCAGGGCGACGACCUCCUGGAGGACGCCGACCUCUACCUGAGCCUCGGGAAGACGCGCGGUUUGGUGAUGGUAUCGCCGUCGCUCCUCUCCUACGUGUCGGACAAGCUGAGGACCGAGGCCGCCAUCCUGAAGGAUAAGCGGAAGAUGUGGGAGGAGCGAACCGAGCAGCAGACCUCGGCAGACAGCAAGGAGGGCAAGGGCGGCCAAGCUGCCCUAGAGCUUGGCCACCCCCAGCCAGGCCGGCGCGGCCGCCGCCGACGGGCUGCCCAGAACGCUUUCGUCAACUCUUGGACGUGGGAGUGCGUGGCUGCCAUCAACUGGCCGUGCGGCAAGGAGGGCAGUCCCGACUUCGACGCUUUUUUUCUUUCGCAGCGGGCGGGAGUCCUGGACCUGCGGGGCCGCCUGGCUUCCCUGGGCCCCCCGCCCGCGAGCUCGGCGGCGGCUCUCAGUGGGCUGCGCCGCAAUGCCCCGGGCUACCUCGAGGAGCCUGCGAAGCCAGCCAAGUUCGCCGUUGACUCGAUUGCCCUGCCGCUGGACGAUGUCGAGUGCAAGCCUGGCGACCACGAGGUAGGCGAGGCGAGCGAUUUGCGGCGUGACUGGAAGGGUAGAUAUUCGCGCCCGAAAGAGGAGCAGUCUUUUGUAAUUCGCCCGCACUUUGACGAGGCUCUUCGUCGAGACAAAUUGGCUUAUAGUGACUUUCUGCGGCGCCUCUUCGAGGCUGGGAUGAUAACCUUCGGAGGGGAUGCCGCUUGCGCCAUUGCGCCCAUCUUCGUCGCAAAGUCCGGCGGGCGGCGCCGCCUGGUCCUGGGCACGAGGAAGGCGGCCGUCUACCGUGUGGAGGCGCCCGCGGGCUGGCACGAAUUCAUGAUUUUGCCUAGCGUCGCCGCGUCGGACUUGCUGAAGGUCGACCCGACGCUGCCUGUGAGUGGGGUCCGAAGGAACCAGGCUUGCCGUUUUGCCGAUGGGCUGGAACUGGUCUCCUUACUUCUGCCAGCGCGUCACGUCGUCCUGGCCCACGUCCUGAAGGCGGGCUUCCACGAGAGGGACGCGGUCAGUGACCUGCACGUGGUGAAGGAUGUCACCGUCAGCCCCGCGGUCGCGACCCACGUCGACGGCGCGGCGGUGAUCGGCGUUGGCCGCCAGCAGGUGAGGGGGCGCAUCGCCGCCGUCGGGCGUGAGUUGGAGGCCAGCGGUCUGCGCUGCAAGGGCGUCGCAGUCACCGCGGAGGAGCAGACCUUCGCAGGCUUGGUCUUCCGGCGGGGGUCGGGCGAGGUCUGCUUGGCCUCAGGCCGUUCGUGGAAGAUGCGCCUUGCAUUGCUGGAGCUCGCGUCGCAGACGUACGUGUCGGAGCGUGCGGUGUUCCAGCUGGUCGGCCACUGCAAGUCGGCUGCGCUCUUGAGGGGGCCCCUGCUCUCCGUCUUCAGCGCCGCGUGCCGGUGGGCGCGCAAGGCGGGGGGCGACGUUUGGCGCUUGUGGCCCGACGUGGCCUCGGAGCUUCGGGCUGCCGACGCCGGGCGACCCAUCGAGCCCGCAGUUGCGAGCGCCGACGCCUCUACUGGCGACGGCGACCCCGCGGGCGCUCUCUUCGGCGGCUUCGGCGUCGCGGCCGGACUCGAGCAGGCCAACCGCGUCGUGGACGAGGACGGGCCUUUGCCGGGCACAGGGUGUCUGGAAAAAUGCGCUUUCGAAAGCGAGAUGGAGAGAGGAGGAGGCGAGCUUUCAGACGCGACGACCGCGGAGCGAGCGACGCGGGGCGACUUCGUGGGCCUCGCCAGCAUGGUCUUCCCGCUGGACGCCUGGACCUCCGCCCUCUUUAGACGCUGGGCGCGGCCUGAGAAUGUCCUGGGGCUUGAGGGCAGGGGAGUUCCCCUCGGCGUCCGGCGGCAGUUUAGAGACGUCCGUUCGAGAGACAAGAUCCAGCUUCUUCUCUGCGAAAAUGUGGGCCUCGUGUUGGCGCUAGUAACAGGAAGCGCGUCAUCUCCCCUUCUCAAUUCGUCAUGUCGAGAGUUGCCUGAUGUGUCUUUGUUCAACGACUCUACCGCGGCCGUCCGUUGGCUCCCGAGCGAGUGGAAUAGCAGCGACAAGGGCUCUUGCAUCGUUGUCCCGCCCGUCGAGCGCUCUGAGCUGGAUGCCCGCAGCGCCGGCGCAGCCAGGGCCGCCUUUGAGAGGAAUCUGCUCGAAGAGGUCGAGCGCCUCGAGCGCCGCGAGUUCGCGUCCAGCGGUGAGCGCGGGCACAGCGGCCGCGGCAUCCAGCGCUACUUGGAGGAGGGCGACGCCGACGCGUGGG
This is a messenger RNA of Prorocentrum cordatum, 3124 nucleotides long. NCBI's taxonomy places the organism in Eukaryota, Dinophyceae, Prorocentrales, Prorocentraceae. The record is from the annotation of a GenBank genome assembly.